This is a messenger RNA of Morchella importuna, 1395 nucleotides long. RefSeq lists its product as uncharacterized. The record is from RefSeq and is a predicted model, not a curated record. Gene Ontology annotation, cellular component: extracellular region. Lineage: Eukaryota; Fungi; Ascomycota; Pezizomycetes; Pezizales; Morchellaceae. The transcript has 6 exons. The coding region runs from base 1 to 1395 and encodes 464 amino acids.
AUGAAGCUCUUCCUUCCAUCUCUCCUCCUCAUUGCCCCCGCCUGCCUUGCGCGUGAGAAGGCCGUCGAUGAGGCUACUCAUGCUCAAUAUGCCUCCGGUGAGGUAAUGGCAGAAAUAAUGGCCCAGAAGGAGGCGACCUGGCAGCACUACCGUGACGAGGGCUACUUUAAACCCGGCCGUUACAGGUCCAGUAAUGGUUACUAUCCCUGCGUUGAUGGCUCUGUCACCGUCGGUGACGGUGCGAAUAGCACCUUCCAGUGCCUAAACCUCGAUGUGACGGGGUACCUGACACAUGAGGACCUUGGAUCGACGAAUGCUACAGAGCGGAUUGGUAGUUCGAUCUGGGGGAUCACUCUCGAGGGGCGCGAGUUUGCGAUUAUCGGGCAGGCGGACGGUGCGGCGUUUGCGGAGGUUGUGGGGAAGGGGUGGUGGAACUAUGUCCCGUAUAUUGGGAAGAAGGAGGGGACGCUGGAUUAUAUUGGGAGACUGCCGCAGCAUAGUGUUCCCAUUAUCUGGCGCGAGAUUAAGACCUAUAAGCACUAUGCCAUCAUUGGCUCUGAGGCGGUUGGACAUGGUAUCCAGAUUUUCGAUUUGAGAAAGCUCCUCGAGGUCAGGACUUGGUGGAACCGGCUGUCAACGGCAACAAAGACAUUCGAUAUCGUAAAGGAUGUUACUGGCCACUUUGAUAAACUCCCGGUCGGCCGCUCCCAUAACGUUGUCAUCGCCGAAGCCAGUCAGCACAUCAUCGCCGUCGGCGCCCAACCCCGCAACGACACCUGCAGAUCCGGCCUCAUCUUCAUCGACGUCUCCGACCCCAGCAACCCCACACAAACCGGCUGCGCCGCAUCCGACGGCUACGUCCAUGACGCCCAAUGCCUCAUCUACCGCGGGCCCGACACGCGCUACAACGGCGUCGAGAUCUGCUACGGCUACAACGAGGACUCGCUCACCAUCUACAACAUCACCGAUAAAGCGGACGCCCAGAUCAUCUCGCGCAUCUCGUACGAGGGUGCGUCGUACACGCACCAGGGGUGGGUGCUGGACCCGGAGAACCAGGAGUUCCUGUUGAUGGACGAUGAGCUGGAUGAGCAGAAGAAGGCCGGGGCAGCCGCGGACCAGAGGGCGACGACAUAUAUUUGGAAUAUUGCGAAUCUGGAGAAGCCGAUAUUGACGGGCACGUAUAAGUCGGAUGUGGUGUCGAUCGAUCAUAAUCAAGGUGGCGUUUAUCGACAUUUCCCUGAUGACGAUGCGGCACCGGCAGCGACAUUUAUGGGUACGUGGGGCUCGUACGGGUACUUCGAGUCGGGCCAUAUCAUCAUCAAUACCUAUGACCGGGGCGUGUUUGUCGUCAGGAGAAGUAGAGAAGUUGUUGGCGGGUUCCGGGCGGAGUUUUGA